Messenger RNA from Ceratina calcarata, 1966 nucleotides. It is a transcript of the gene mms4, whose product is annotated as Methyl methanesulfonate sensitivity 4. The record is from RefSeq and is a predicted model, not a curated record. Gene Ontology annotation, molecular function: crossover junction DNA endonuclease activity. The transcript is spliced from 4 exons. The coding region runs from base 495 to 1898 and encodes 467 amino acids. Gene Ontology annotation, biological process: resolution of meiotic recombination intermediates; mitotic intra-S DNA damage checkpoint signaling; double-strand break repair. NCBI's taxonomy places the organism in Eukaryota, Metazoa, Arthropoda, Insecta, Hymenoptera, Apidae. Gene Ontology annotation, cellular component: Holliday junction resolvase complex; nucleus.
UAGUGUUAACACAUUAAUUAUAUUUCGUAACGUUACGAUCCGAUGAUUAGAUUUUCAACAAUGAAAAACAAUAUAUUGCGAUCUAACAUAGAAAAAAAACAAAAUUAUAUGCAUGAUAUGAAAACCAUUAUGGACAUGUAUGUACAGCUAUAUCAUAUUGAAUAUCUAAAAUAAGAAAUUUAUGUCGCAGAAGAUUCUUGUUAUGAAUCGAUUUCAAUGGUAAGAGGCAAGAAGUAAAAGAUGCAAUUAAGAGAAUGAUAUACAAGAGGAAAGCACACAUAUAUUGUGAUAAAGCUUACUUUACAUGUGGAGAUCAUGAAUUAUUUAUAGGACAGGGCGGGCACUUCAUGGGAUUUUUGAGAUGUGCACACUAUAGGUUUCUAGAGUAGACUAUAGUGACGUACUUAUUUUUCAAAACAUUUCAAAAUAAGAUUUGUAAAUGAUCGUGACACGAGCAAUUGAAUUAAUUGUGUUUCACUGGACGAUUAAUUAAAAUGUCGGAAGUCGUCGUGUUAAGUGAUUCGAACGAGUCCGUUUCGUCUAUCGAGCUCACACAAAAACGAAGGAAUGAUAAUGAAAAUAAGAAAUCUUUCGAUGAUUCUGACUCAAGUGAGUUUGAGCUUCCCGAAGUACAAUUUGAUUAUGACUUUGAUAAAGAUAACGUAGGUGAAUCACACAAUGUCAUCAGUAAUAUAAACAAUUCUCCUGUUUUUAAUACUUGCGCAUUGUCAUCUCGAAGCAAUGACAAGGAAUCGAGAAAACAAACUUUACCCAAUACCACAUCUGAUUCAGAUGAAGAAAACAUAAAUGUACAGAAGAGAAAAAAACCUGUGGGUAAAAGAAAUAAGAAUCAACUAAAUGAAGAGAAAUUGAAGAAACGAGAUCAAUUAACAAGAGACAGGGCACUGAAAACCAUCGCUGCUAAGAGAUUGAAAAAUCUGAGACCUGGUGAAUGUAUGAAGUUCGUGGAAGUGGUCCUUGACGAAGGUAUUGAGAAUUCUGCUGCCUUUGCAGUAAUUAUAAAUACAUUGAUGGAAGCUAAUGUACAAUAUAGUAUUAACACAGAAUUAAUUUCAAAUAGCAUUACAUGGAAAAGAAAUGUUGAACAUAGUUAUGUCAAUGAGGAUAAUCAGAUAUGUACAGUAUCAGAUAUUGAGAGAGUUAAUCAAAUACUCUUAAUAUGGAAUUGGGAUAAAGCUGUGACAGAAGUAGAGGCUGGCAGCUUUUCUGCAUCUAUUUCUAGCAUCAAAUCUUUAUUACCAAAUUCCAAUAUAAUUCUUGUAAUUUUUGAGAUCGAAGAUUAUUUUGCAUACCACAAGAAAGGGGCAGGUAAAGGUAAAGCUAAGACUCAAGCGGGGAAGACUGGUGAUCAAGAUUUCAAAAACUUCCCAGAGAUAUCAAGAAGGCGUCUUGAAUCAUGUCUCAAUGAAGUACAAAUUAUUGCUGGCUGUAGUAGCAGGCUGAUUAACAGUCGUCAUGAUUUGGCUCUAAUGGUAUAUCAAUGUACAAAAGCUAUAGCGGAGACACCUUACAAAUUAGAGAAAAAUAAAGGCUUGUCAAACAAAUUUGAUUGGUAUGUAAUGGGAGACAAUAAGAACACUGUGAAAGUAGAUAAAGAUGGAAACGGAUUGAAAAGAUUAUGGCAACAGCAGCUUCGCCAGUUUAAUCUAAGCAGUCUGGAAAUUGCAGAAGCAAUUUGUUCUGUAUAUCCAAGUCCUGCAAAUUUAGUAGAAGCUUAUAUGAAUUGUACCGAUGAUGAAGGAAUCAAUUUAUUGAAAGACAUUCCGAUUAGAAGAGCAGCUGGGCCUCUCACGACCGCACGUAGAGUCGGUCCAGAAUUAAGUAAGAAGAUUUAUUUAAUGUUUACAUCCAGGGAUGGCGAGAGUGUGCUAAAUUGAAAAAGUUUUUAAGGAUGUAUUGGCUAUACAGUCAAUCCCAAAAGUUUAUGCACUUUAGAAACGCAUUU